Arvicola amphibius (Eurasian water vole) is the source of this 654-nucleotide messenger RNA. Its product is annotated as FERM domain-containing protein 3-like. The coding region runs from base 1 to 654 and encodes 217 amino acids. Lineage: Eukaryota; Metazoa; Chordata; Mammalia; Rodentia; Cricetidae. The record is from RefSeq and is a predicted model, not a curated record. The transcript has 2 exons.
AUGGCAAAAUGUUUGGUCAAGAUCCGGACUCAACGAAGCCUCCACUUGCACAUGAUGAACCACUGCAGCAGUAAUGUGUUUGUCCGUCUGCUAAAACAUGGCUCCAAGGUCAUACCUCGAAAUACUGGUGUUCCACUGCCUAAAGUGGAUGUUACUGAACCCUUGAUUGCCAACUCAGAAGAGAAUGGAACUCAGUGGGCAGAUCCUCUGAGUGAAGAGGAAGACAGUGUAGAAGAAGACCUCUUGACCAUCUCUGAACUAGCAUACAAUCCCAGUGCCAGGCUGUUCCAUACGCCAGUGGAUGACAAUGAAAUAGAUGUGCUCUUUGACUGUUCAUCUAGGCUCAAGUUAGAAAGAGAAGAUACAGAUUCCUUUGAGGAACUGGAAUCAGAUGAAAAUACCCUUUUGAUGGCUGAAGAGGAGGAGCUGAUGGAAACUCGUAAGGCUGUGUCAUGGAGUUACUCCAUCCUGACUGGCCGUAUAUGGGCCAACCCCAUAGUCAAGUGUUGCACCAGGCUCCUUGUGGUGGGCCUGGGACUGCUGCUGUUUGUAUUUCCCCUGAUCCUCCUCCUUUUGGAGUCAGGUAUUAAUCUCUUUUUCUUAUGCAAAAACCAGAAUUUGAGCAGUUUCACUAUGAAUACUAUUGUCCCCUGA